AUGACUGUUACGGGUCUAGUAAACCCUGAGGACUUGGGUGUAACUCAUAUGCACGAGCAUAUUAUCAUCAAUUACUUGCCAUUGUAUGAAGAACCAUCAGAGCAUGACUUGAAAGAUGCUUGUUGCAAUCAUGCACACGGUGGACAACCAAGACAGCUACACAAAGAGAAGAUCACACUUGACAAUGUUGGCUGGAUACAGUACAACUACAACAAGAACCUGUUCAACCUUGAGUUGAACGAGCAAGAUGUAGCCCUGCACGAGCUAGCACUCUUUAAGAACAACGGUGGUAAGACCAUCGUUGAGGUGACCACCGCAGGCAUAGGUCGCGACCCUGCUCAACUACAACAAAUCUCCGAGAAGUCUUCUCUCAACAUUGUUAUGGGCGCAGGUUACUACAUCGAUCUAUGCAUCAACAAGAUCGUCACAGACAAGACAGAGAAGGAGAUGGAGGAUGAGAUUGUCAAACAGCUAUUGGAGGGCACUGAUGGCACCAACGUCAAAUGUGGAAUCAUUGGUGAGGUUGGAUGCAGCUGGCCUUUGAGAGAGUCAGAGCGCAAGUCGCUUGUGGCAUCUGCCCGCGCCCAGGUGAGGACUGGCGUCACAAUAAGCAUACAUCCAGGCAGGAGCACAAAGGCUCCAAUCGAGAUACUGAACAUACUGACGGAGAAUGGAGCUGACUUGUCAAGAGUUGUCAUGGGUCACAUCGACAGGACUAUCCACGAUGUGAGCAUAAUGGUGGAGCUCGCCAAGACUGGUUGCACACUGGAAUUUGACCUGUUUGGAAUGGAGAUGUCGCACUAUCCAUGGGGCGGCGAUGUUGUUGGCAUGCCCAACGACAACCAACGUAUACAAUGGAUUGCCGAACUGAUUGCAGCGGGCUAUGGCAAGCAAAUCGUUGUGUCCCACGAUGUAUAUUCCAAGCACAGACUGGCCACCUAUGGUGGACAUGGCUACCAUCACAUCCUUCACAACAUCGUGCCAAGAAUGAAGAAGCUUGGUAUCAAGGAUGAGCACAUCCAAGACAUACUCGUCAACACGCCCAAAAGGUUGUUGACCAUUCAAUACAAAGACUAA
Molecule: messenger RNA, 1077 nt
Organism: Acytostelium subglobosum LB1
Lineage: Eukaryota; Evosea; Eumycetozoa; Acytosteliales; Acytosteliaceae
Exons: 2
Coding region: 1-1077 (358 amino acids)
Biological process (GO): catabolic process
Molecular function (GO): zinc ion binding
Source: RefSeq, a predicted model, not a curated record